Molecule: messenger RNA, 1479 nt
Organism: Diutina rugosa
Lineage: Eukaryota; Fungi; Ascomycota; Pichiomycetes; Serinales; Debaryomycetaceae
Product: cytochrome P450
Exons: 1
Coding region: 1-1479 (492 amino acids)
Molecular function (GO): oxidoreductase activity, acting on paired donors, with incorporation or reduction of molecular oxygen, reduced flavin or flavoprotein as one donor, and incorporation of one atom of oxygen; iron ion binding; heme binding
Source: RefSeq, a predicted model, not a curated record
AUGACUCUAGUAUACGUGGCGAUCGUGCUCUUUUCAGUGCUUGUUGGUCUCCGAGCUCGACUUGCCUGGCGCCGGCGCCAGCUUCAGCGCCAAUGGCGUACCGCUCCGCUAGGGGUAGUGGAACAAGACCACUGUUUUGGCUAUAUCAAUAUGGUUAACCUCGUCAAGCAUACCGCUGCUGGCACCUACUACGAGAAUAGUCAGCGGAUCGUGGACGCCAACCCGCAGUUGAAAACGCUGUCGAUGUACGUGGCGGGCCAGCCCGUGAUCGUCACCCUUGACCCGGAGAACAUCAAGGCGAUGCUUGCCACCCAGUUUACGCUGUUCCAUUUGGGCAAACGCCACCUGAUAUUCUAUCCGUUAUUGGGCAACGGCGUGUUUACUCUUGAUGGCGAGGGAUGGAAGCAUCUGAGACAAAUCCUUAGACCACAGUUCCACCGGGACCAGAUUGUUGAUGUGCUGAUGUUCGAGUCCCACGCCCACCACUUGAUCCAGGAGAUCAAAAAUAGUAAACCGGGCGCCGUGGUCGACUUACAACCGCUAUUCUUCAGUCUUACCAUGGAUGUGGCUACCGAAUUCCUCUUUGGUGAAUCGGUGAACAGUCUCGGCCAGAAACAAUUACCCUUUUCCGAGCUGUUUACUAAGGCCCAGGAAAAGCUUACCUUCCGCUUCGUCCUCCAGGACAUGUACUUCCUCGGCGACGGGCCCCAGUUCCGCAAACACUGCCGCACCGUCCACGAGCUUGCCGACCACUAUGUCGAACGAGCGCUUGCGCAACUGGACACAAAGACUGAGGGGAAAUACACGUUUUUGAACGAGUUGGUGAAGCAGACACGCGACCCCAAAGUGCUUAGAGACCAGGCCCUCAAUAUUUUGCUUGCGGGGAGAGAUACUACGGCGUCGACGCUUCUGUUCCUCUGGUACGAGCUCGGACGGAACCCCGAGAUUUACACCAAAUUAAAGGAUGAAGUUGAUCAACGGUUUGCCGAGGCUGAUAGUGUCACGUUUGAGUCGCUUAAAAGAGCACCGUAUCUCCAGCAGGUGCUUAAAGAAGUGCUUAGAAUGUACCCCAUUGUUGCCGAAAACGUCAGGUUUGCUGCUGAAGAUACCACGUUGCCUCGCGGUGGUGGUAGUGAUGGCUCCCAGCCGAUCUUCGUGGCUAAAGGUACUAAUAUCACCUACUCGCCGUGGUGUAUGCACCGAGACCGCGACGUUUACGGUGACGAUGCCAAUGUUUUCCGACCGGAAAGAUGGGUCGACCUUAAGAAUCCAGGAUGGGCGUAUUUGCCGUUUAACGGGGGGCCCCGAGUGUGUUUGGGACAGCAGUUUGCCCUUACUGAGUUGGCGUUGGUGACGGUACGCAUGGUGCAAGCGUUUCCACAGGGGCUCCCCUUUAGUGGAGACUCGACCUAUCCGCCGUUGAAGCACGUCUCCCUCACCAUCAGCCUCAAACAAGGGUGUCCCGUUAAAGUUACUUAG